This is a messenger RNA of Penaeus chinensis, 1161 nucleotides long. Its product is annotated as glutamate receptor 3-like. NCBI's taxonomy places the organism in Eukaryota, Metazoa, Arthropoda, Malacostraca, Decapoda, Penaeidae. The transcript is spliced from 7 exons. Bases 1 to 1161 code for a protein of 386 amino acids. Gene Ontology annotation, molecular function: ligand-gated monoatomic ion channel activity; signaling receptor activity. Gene Ontology annotation, cellular component: membrane. Gene Ontology annotation, biological process: monoatomic ion transport. The record is from RefSeq and is a predicted model, not a curated record.
AUGGCUGGGUUCACCAUCACCCACAUCCGGGACACCGUGAUCGACUUCACCCACGCCUUCUACGAGGAGCCGACUACCAUCUUGAUUCCGCCGCCUCGCGAACAGGACAACUUUCUCGCUUUCCUGCAGCCUUUUACGUGGCAGGUGUGGUUGAUUAUCUUGGCGAGUGUGGUUGUUGUAGGGCCUGUUAUGUGGUUUAUGGUGAACUUCUCGGAUCAGCUGCCCAUCCUGUACCCUUACCACAGGCACUCAACCCCUCAGCCUCUCUUUAAUUACAUGUGGGGAUGCGCUUUCUCGCUCACUUCUCAAGGUUCCAGUCUCCGACACACAGAACCAGCACGGUUGUUGCAUGCUAUGUGGUGGUGUUACUGCCUGAUUGUGGUUUACACGUAUACCGGUUCCCUCAUUGCCUUCCUCACGGUGCCCCGCUUGACCAGCCUCAUUAACUCUCUGGAGGAGUUAGCGAACCAACGUGAGGUUCUCUGGACGUACAGAGCGAAGACGGCUCACGACAGUCUUUUCUCAACGGCCCCUCCCGGCAGCGUGUACAACAAGAUCGGUCAGCUGAUCAAGGAGCAACCCGACCUCCUCGUCACCACGGACUCCGAGGGGGUCAAGGCCGUGCUGAAGGGCGACAUGGCCUUCAUCAAGGAAAAAUCUUGGCUGGACUUCCAAAUGGAGCUGGACUACCUGCGGACGGGAGAGUGUCGCCUGGCGCAGGUCAAUCAGCUGUUCUUCAGUGCCGGCUUCGGGUGGGUGCUCGAGGAGGAGUCGGCGUACCUCCCGCUCUUCAAUCUCGAGAUCCUAAGGAUGGCCCAAAGCGGCCUGUUUUCCAUCUGGCGGCAGCAGUACUGGCCCAAACCCAACGAGUGCACGGCCGGAGGGGGCCAGGCGUCGGGGCCCAAACCGCUCAAGAUUAAGAACUUUUUGGGCCACUUCUUCGUGCUGGGCGUGGGGCUGUGCACCGCCAUCGUCGCCUUCGCCUUGGAGCGGGCCUUCCACUCGUACGCGGGCGGCGAGGAGAUGAGGGCCUUCGAAGCCGAGAAAGUCUACUGCCUCCUCGGGAUUUUCUGUCUCACCGUCUUGGAGCUCAAGAAAGUUUCACGAGAGAUUAACGCCAACUUCUUCAUAAAACGCAGGAAGCAGGGACGUGUCAUAUAG